Messenger RNA from Panicum virgatum (switchgrass), 844 nucleotides. Its product is annotated as pollen-specific protein C13-like. Lineage: Eukaryota; Viridiplantae; Streptophyta; Magnoliopsida; Poales; Poaceae. The transcript has a single exon. The coding region runs from base 118 to 636 and encodes 172 amino acids. The record is from RefSeq and is a predicted model, not a curated record.
UGCGAGUACGACUUGAACCAUGCACAUAUAUAGCACUGCUACAUACACCUCGCAUCGCAUCUCGCCGGCGACGACCAGUGUAAUAACGGUCUUACUACAGCUAGCAGCCAGCAGCUGAUGAUGGCGCGGUGGUCGGCGGCGGCGUUGUUCGCCGCAGCGGUGGUGACGGCGGCGGCCAGCAGCUGCGUCCUCGUCGCGGCGGUGCGGGACGACGACUUCUUCGUGGAGGGCUCGGUGUACUGCGACACCUGCCGGGCCGGGUUCGAGACGAACGCGACGACGCCGAUCGGCGGCGCCAAGGUGCGGCUGGAGUGCCGGCACUACAAGAGCGCGAGCGGCGCGGUGGAGCGGUCGGCGGAGGGCUCCACGAACGCGACGGGGCAGUACCGCAUCGAGCUGGUGGACAACCGCGGCGCCGAGGAGGUGUGCGUGGUGGCGCUGGUGAGCAGCCCCAUGCCCGGGUGCGGCGAGAAGGAGGUGGGCCGCGACCGCGCCCCCGUCGCGCUGCUCACCGACGCCGGGCUCGCCACCACCGUGCGCCGCGCCAACCCGCUGGGAUUCCUCAAGGAGCAGCCGCUCCCCAACUGCGGCGAGAUACUCGCGAGCUACGCGCUCCGAUCCGCGCCCAGCUACUGAGUACUGACGGCGCGCGGCAUGUUUGUUCCUGGCAUGCAUCCUGCUGCAUGCGCCUCGAUCUUGCUUGCAUUUCAUUCCGAUCCCACAUGUUUAGAUUACGAAUAAUUAAUCUCCAUCAGCUAGCACUAGCAGUGUAGGUUGUUACCAUCUCUGAAUCAUAUACCAUUUCGAAAAAAAUCUCUGAAUAUAUAUACUUCGUGUAAUUAAA